AUGACCCAGAACCUUUCCGUGAAAACCCUCCAAAUUCGACACCGUUACGUACCGCUGGAAACCCAACCCCACCUAUCCAGCGUACAUAUCAGCUGCGCUCGUCCUUCGACUGUCUCCGCGCGCUACCAAUUCCCCGCGUCUUCCGUUCCUCGCGCUCAAAACCGCACCCCUUCACGAAAAGUAACUUCCAAUUUGACUCAAAGCUCAUCAUCCUCCGUCUACCGCGCUCAGAACUCCGUUCACGCUGUGACGACGGCGGACGCUGCGACGGCGAUUGCGAUGUCGCUGCCGCGUCGCCCGCUGGGUCGCACGGGCUUAAACCUGUCGAUCGUGAGCUUCGGCGCGUCGCCGUUGGGAAGCGUGUUCGAGGAGAUCGACGAGGAGGAGGGUGUGCGGGCCGUGCACGAGGCGGUCAAUCUCGGAAUCAACCUGUUUGAUGUCUCUCCGUUCUAUGGGUCUACUCGGGCUGAGACGGUACUUGGUAGGGCCAUCGCCACAUUACCCUGCCCGCGGGAGGAUGUAGUGAUUGCCACCAAGGUGGGGCGGUAUGGGCAGGACGAAUUCGACUUCAGUGCGGGUCGGAUCAAAAGGAGUGUGGAGGAGAGCUGUGCGCGCCUGCAGACGCCCUACGUGGAUAUCGUGCAGUGCCACGACAUCGAGUUUGGGUCUCUGGAUCAGAUCGUGAAUGAGACAAUCCCGGCCCUCCAGGAGCUGAAAGCGGCCGGCAAGAUCCGAUUCAUCGGCAUCACGGGCCUCCCUCUUUCCGUCUACCGCUCCGUUCUUCCCCGCCUGCUGCCUGGCUCGCUCGAUCUCAUCCUCUCCUACUGCCACUACUCCCUCAACGACACAACACUUGAGCCGCUGCUGCCGUGGCUGCAGCAGCAGGGCGUGGGGGUCAUCAGCGCGUCUCCAUUCUCUAUGGGCCUUCUAACCCCCCAGGGGCCUCCCUCCUGGCACCCCGCCCCCCAGCCACUCAAGGAUGCAUGCAAGGCAGCGGCUCUCGCCUGUGAGCAGCGGGGAGCAUCGCUGCCCCGACUGGCCCUCCAGUUUGCAACGAUCAACCCAGCCAUCACAACCACGCUUGUCGGCAUGUGCACGGUGCAGCAGGUGCGGGAGAAUGUGGCAGCAGCGAUCGAAGCAGCAGAGAGAGGCAUUGACGAGGCGAUGCUGAAAGAAGUGGAAGGAAUUCUGGCGCCUUAUAAGGACACUACAUGGGCCAGUGGUCGCCCUGAGAACAAUUGA
This is a messenger RNA of Closterium sp. Yama58-4, 1242 nucleotides long. The record is from the annotation of a GenBank genome assembly. NCBI's taxonomy places the organism in Eukaryota, Viridiplantae, Streptophyta, Zygnematophyceae, Desmidiales, Closteriaceae.